UGGCCCGCGGAGGAAUCACACAGCGGGGGCGGGGCAUUGCCACGGAGCGUGCGUGGGAGGGGUGCGCGUCAGGGCGCGUGUUGAAAAAGAGGAGUACUGCCAACGUUUGGCUCACAUCGGCAGUCAAGAGAGACCACGUUGGACACACGGGUCCCCCUCCCACGCCAAGCAUCACUUGCAUCCAUCACAGGAGUUGACACGGACAUGGCGACCAUCACCACUACGCAUACCUCCUUCACCUUUGCGCUCACCGAGAGACGCGCCGGUUUGAGCGCGCAGGACUGCUCGCUCCCGGCCGUACACGCCAGCAGCGGGGCGGCGGCGGCCCACCAGAACCGAAGCAAAGUGCUGAAGAGACAGCGCUCCAACUCGCCCGAGCUGCUGCGCUGCAAGCGGCGCCUCAGCUUCACCGGCCUGGGCUACUCCAUCCCUCAGCAGCAGCCGGUGGCCGUGGCGCGGCGGAAUGAACGUGAGCGGAACCGGGUCAAGCAGGUCAACAUGGGCUUCCAGACGUUGCGCCAGCAUGUGCCCAACGGGGCCGCCAACAAGAAGAUGAGCAAGGUGGAGACUCUGCGCUCCGCGGUGGAGUACAUAAGGGCUUUGCAGCAGCUUUUAGACGAGCACGACGCGGUGUCGGCGGCGUUCCAGUGCGGCUUGCCCUCACCGACGCUUUCCAACACCUACUCAGCCGACCCGGAGUCGCCUCACUCCGCGUACUCGUCGGACGAAGGCGGCUACGAGCCCCUGAGCUCCGAGGAGCAGGAGUUGUUGGACUUCACCACCUGGUUCGACCGGUACUGAUGCAGCAGCAGAGCCCCACGGCGGUACACGUCCGUGCGUAAAAGCCAGGGACCGAGACUGGACACUAGCCUGUGACUCCCUCCAUCACCUGACUGCCUCUGCAUGGGAAGCAGCCAAGCAAUAAUGACAGCAGAGGAGAAGCCGGAUGGGAUGGACCUCCACCUCCACCUCCACCCCUGCUGCAUACAAAGUGAAGGAGUUGGACUGUGUCAUGUUGACGCUGAAGUAAAACUGCUGAAUAAGUGCAAUUAAUGGGUGACACAGCGUCCUGGAAGAUGAUGAGUCAGCAAACUUAUCUUCACAUGGUGUAUACAUUUCUUACUUGUCAUUCACUGUCAUAUGAAGACAUAUUUUUCUACACUCAUAUCUGUCAUGGAUGAAGUUUUGUAAGCGUGUGACCUGACAGCAAUAUCAUGGCUACUACCUGGGACAGAUUGUAGUUUAUCCUCUAGGACUGGGGUGUCCAAAGUUUUUCCACCGAAGGCCACAUACUGAAAAAUCCAAGGAUGCAUGCAUUGAAAAAAAAAAUCCAAUAUGCUAACACGUAAAAUAUAUUUAAAGAUAAAAAGCUUUCUUGACAGCUUUGUCAACAUUUCAACUUUUCCCUCUUAUGUUAUGCAUUUUUUGCUCUUUUUUUUUAACCUCUUUUUACAUUUUUUUAGGAAUUGUAUGUUUAGAAUGAGCUGCAGGCCACACUUUGGACACCCCUGCUAUAGGAGAUCUUUAUUGAUGUAUGCACUUGUUCUCCGCUUCCGGUAGCCUCAAAUGUAAAUAUUCGAUUUUAACAGAUAUAUUUUGUGUAAAACCUCUUUUGUAAUAAAUAAAUAAUCUAUUUAUAUUAAAUGCUUGUGUUGGUUUGGUUCCAUCUGUGCGCAACCUAUGGAGUGCUUCUAUACCCCCCACCCUUUUUCCGUGACCUUUAAUUGGGCCCUCAAUAAGCAUCAGAGACGUGCACCUUCCACC
Dunckerocampus dactyliophorus (ringed pipefish) is the source of this 1764-nucleotide messenger RNA. RefSeq names its product achaete-scute family bHLH transcription factor 1b (gene ascl1b). The record is from RefSeq and is a predicted model, not a curated record. The transcript has a single exon. Lineage: Eukaryota; Metazoa; Chordata; Actinopteri; Syngnathiformes; Syngnathidae. Gene Ontology annotation, cellular component: RNA polymerase II transcription regulator complex. Gene Ontology annotation, biological process: sensory organ development; regulation of neurogenesis; neuron differentiation. Gene Ontology annotation, molecular function: DNA-binding transcription factor activity, RNA polymerase II-specific; RNA polymerase II transcription regulatory region sequence-specific DNA binding; protein dimerization activity. The coding region runs from base 205 to 801 and encodes 198 amino acids.